AAAGAGAGAGAGAGAGAGAGAGAGAGAGAGAGAGAGAGAGAGUGGAAAGAGAGCGGGUGGAGGGACCAAGCUGCGUCUGGGUCAGCGCGGUCUGUCAUCUCAGACAAUCUAAGCGCGAGCAAGCAAACGAGAGCGAGUGUGUGUGUGUGAGAGAGAGAUUGUGUGUGUUUGUGUGCAUGUGCAUGCGUGAGUGUGUGUGAGAGACAUUGAGAGAGAGGGAGCGCAGCAGGAGCGCGGAGGUAGAGAUGUCAGAGGAUGUGGUUUUCCUGAGCUUGCAGAACACAAGCGCAGACAUAGUUUGAGCAUGACCUCAACACAGGCACGCAAAGUGAGAUCUCCACGAUCCGUUUAGCUCUUCGCAGGACCGUAAGCGGUGGGAUUUAGACAAAACAGAGCCACGGUGCAAAAAAAGUAAUCUCAGGAAGAACAGAUCACAGACUCUGGAGCUUUCAGGACUUCAUCUGGGAAUUUUGGAAUUUUUUUGAGCACACUUUCCAUCCUUCGAUCACUUCAUGCCGUUGGUGAACUUGGCAGAGAAGACCUUCUGUGAUCGCUGAGACUUCAGGGACCUGUGGAUCCACGACGACCGAGCAGGUUCAACGUGCACUCUGACAGCAGAUAUGGGUUGUGGGUUGAGGAAGAUCCGUCAGACGGACGACUGCAGUCCAGGGAAAAUCUACUCAACCCUCAAGAGACCACAGGUGGAGACCAAGAUAGGAGUCACUUACACGUACUGCAACGUGGACUUCCUGGUUGGAAAAGAAGAUGUGACGUCGACCCUGUGCUUGUCCUCGGUACGGGAGCUGCCAUCUCAGCUGCAGGACCUUUACCAGCAAGGCUUUGUCCUUAUUGCUGUCCAUCCCUUCGUCCACCCGUGUGGCCCGGAGCUUGCCAGCAUCCAGCGACAGCUUUAUCGAGCGGUGCUCAGCAAAGUACCCGAAAGUUCAGAGAAAAGUCCAUCAGAGUUCGAGCCGUACCAUCUGAAGCUAGAGGAGUGUUUGUCCGCUGAUCACAUCCCGACCCCGGAGCACAUCCAGGGAUAUGUCAAAAAACAGAUUCAGGAUGCAGCCGACCAGGGGAUCAUGUUUUCCGGUUUCAUUCAGGAACCAGCCGGCCUUCACCCUCGCGUCACGUCUCGAGGUGGCCUUGGAGAGGCGUCCCUGUCCCUGCACUCCAGUCCGAGUUCUCUGCGCUGCUCAGAGCUCACGGCGAGCCCGAGUCAUCAGGGCGAGAGCGGCACAGAGGACUGGGCCGCGGACGGAGACACGGAAGAGCCGAGAACUUCUCAAGAUACGGGUGGUGACGCUCUCUCAGACGUGAUGUCCAAUGUUUCCAAAUCGGAUUGUUGUGAUGCAGACCAGGAAGACUUACCGUCGCCCAACAACAAGGCCAAAGACAGGGAGGGGAACGAAAAUCUCAGUAGGCCCUCUUUAGGCAAAUGUGGUGCCGAACUCUUCGGCUUGUUUAACUACCCCGGUGGGCGUCAGCGGCCGCUGAAGUACUACACAGUAAAAGUGCCUCUACGGGUGCAGCCAGGUGAUGAGGGCAGUCGCGCCAUCGAGGCCCAAUGGCUGGACCACAUGACGCAGCACUUCAACAAUGGAGCCUCACUGGUCGACGGCUACUUCAGUCUAGGCAAAGAGAGCAACGAUCAGUUGCCGAAGGUCAUCGACAGCGUGUUUAUUUUCCAAGAGGGAGACUCCAGCACAAGUACAACCUACGACGCCAUUGUGGUCGAACAAUGGACCAUCAUUAACGGGGUCCAGGUGAAGACGGAUUACAUCCCACUGCUGCAGUCUCUGGCUUCUUUCGGAUGGAGGCUCACCUGCGUUCUGCCCACACCCAUCGUCAAGACAAACAGUGAUGGAAGCGUGUCCACUAAACAGAUCGUGUUCUUCCAGAGACCAACGUUGCCCCUCAAGAGGAGACACUCCAAGAAAAUCAUCUUCAGAACCCGAAAGAACUCGAGCAAGAGCUCGGUCAAAGACACGCUGAAAAACAAGAAGAAGAAGAACGCAACAGAAAAGGAGCCAGAUGAUCAGAAGAUCCAGGAUGGAGUGGGAAAGGAGGGCAAAGAGAAUGCAGAGACAGCAAAUGAGAAUAGUGGCGAAAACAAUGGAGAGGGAGACAACGAUGAGACGGAGAUAGAUGGAAAGACGACGCAGAAAGAGCAAGCAGAUCAGGACGAAAACGAUGAGAAAGUGGAGGAGGUGGAGGCGGAUGUGAGGAGGGAGAUGGAUGGGAAAAAAUCAACUAAUGUCAAGCAAGAAGAGGCAGAUAGAGAUGAGAUAGAGACACUUUCUGAUGUGAAAAAUGAAGUGAUGGAAGGUGAAGAGGUGGAGAAAUGUGGAGAGGAAACCUACCAUCUGCAUAAUGGUUUGGAUGAGCAAGAGCCAUCAACCAAUGAGGUGCAAGAUUUGACCAAUCAGAAGCAAGACCUUUGUUAAUCCCGCCUCUGUUGCCAUGAACGUCACGCAAAAACCUUUUCGUAAUCUGAGAUGAACGCUUCAUACUGCGUCUGAGCUUCUUUUUAGUAUAAGCACUGGAUUUUAAGACCCCAUGAGAUAUGUAUGAUGUAUAUAAAGAGCUCAAGUCUGGCAACACUUUUUCUUCAACUUGUGCUCAACUUGUUUGCUUGCAGCAGAUGCAUCCGGUAGACUUAAAGAAUGGCGGAGACCAUUUUUGCGAAAGGCAAUCUGUUCUGAAGAAGAUAUCACUUCCUUUUGUUUACAUGUCUGAAUAUGAACACUGAGUCACCAUUUUACAAGGUUCUGCAACUUUCUAGCCACAACCAGUGACCAGCUUAUCAGGUGUUUACCUUAUAACUUUAUAAGAAUUAGAUUUUGAAUGGGACACCAGUCCACGAACCAAGAAUUACCAACAUCAAUUAAAUCACCAGUAAAUUACAUUCUAUUGCACCUUCAGAGACUUUGUAGGAUAUCCAUUUAACCAUUUAUACAACCAUCAAAUACACGUACAACCAGUGACUGAUCCCAAGGUUUCCUAUUAGGACAACUUAUAUGGUGAGAUCUGGUCUAACAAACCAUUAAAAAAACAAUGUGAACCAUUAUGAGCCAUUACAAAACAACAGAAACCUGAUCAGACUCUUUCCACACAUCAUCAGAUCAUCAAAAGGUCCGUGACUGACCAAAUAUUACUUAGGUGGUCGUUUAGUGAUUGUGUUGAUUUAAUACACUUUAUAUAAUAAAUAAAAUCCAUUAGAAAACCAUAAACCUAUUAGACCUAUUAUUGUCCCACAUGAUUUAAUUCUAGGACCACAUACAUUGUGAUAUUUUUGUAUUUUGUGCUAUUACAAACCAAUACAAAUCACUGUAAACCUACAGCAAACUGAUCAACCUCACUCACACCAUCUGACCAGCCCAAAUCUACCCUAUUUUAACCAGCCCCACUCCACCCCAUUUGACCAGUCCCACUCCACCCCAUUUGAGAAGCUCCACUCUACUCUAUUUGACCAGCCCCACUAUAUCCCCUUAUAAAUGAAAAGAUAUUGCCACAAGACCACUACUGACCAGAUAUUACGUAAAAACGGUCUAUGGUAGGAGUGUUAGGCAUGUCUGUGCUAGCUGUAAACCGUACCUGAUAAAAUGGACAAUUGUUGUAGCUAAAAUUCAGACGAUGUACCUGAUAAGCUGGCAAAUCAGUGUAUGCGCUGAUGCUCCUAAAAUGCACACUGAGCAAGGCAAUGUUUUGAGCUGUCAGCAUUAGAGGAACAUCUUUGAUGCCAGCCGAACAAAGUGUUUCAUAUUUACAGACAAUCUACGCUGACUCUGCAACAGAGUUGUUGUUUUUUUUCUUUUUCUUUUGGUGUAUUUCUGACUCACCGAGGUAAUGAAUGUCAAAUUCCCCCCGAUGUCUGCAAAAUCUUCAGAAACCAAAAUGAACAGCUCUCAAGAGCAUGACAGACAAAUGAGGUCCUAAUCCUCUCUACCACAAAGCAACUGUUACCACAUGUGCAGCAUCUAUUUUCAUGCACCUAAACUAAACUGUCAGUGACCUUUGGAGCAUCACAGGAUAAGGACGCACCUAUUAGCUGAAUGUCACGACCGCUCAUUUAUUUGUAACGAACGCUGGGAGUUUCGUUCGUCUCUCGAUCCAUAAUUUAUUUUACACCCUGACAGCAGACGUACGGCGUCGUAGGACUCAAAGUGUGAAUUUCUGUCCGUGUUAAAGAUGUUCCGAUUUCAAAGGAAGAGCUCUUGUCAAGGGUGUUUGAAGCCGGCACUGCGCUCCUGCCAGUCUCGGCUGAGUGGAUUAUGAUAAAAAAUGACAGGGAGAAGAAUUUUAGCGAUCACAUGAUGCUGACUGCAACUUCCCGGACAAAGAUUAAGCUCGGGAGUCGAAACGAUUUUCCACAGAGAAUCACCAGUGACGCUACCGAUUAGCAGAAGACUUAAUCUGUGCUCGGGAAACUGGCCAAGCUAGUGUUUUUAAAGCCUGUUAUUUCGUGUGGUUUGGUGAGGGGAACAGAAUAACAGAUAAAUGAGUGUGGAUUGUGGGCUGGCGCUGUUUGCCUGCAGUAAUUUGGCUUCUUUCGUCCUCGCGGUUCGGCGUUUUUUUCCACGUUUGGUUCAUUUCUAUUGAGAUGUGAUGCGUUUCAUUUUUUCACUUUCCAGUCUCGCUUUUUGAACAAGCUGAGGAGUAACAUGAGUUAUAGCACAUACACAAGGGUUAAAGACGAAAAGGAACCGCACCGUUGUAUAGUAUCAUAGCAUUGUUUAGCAUUGAAACUCAACAUUAUACUUAAAGUGACUUAAAGACAUGAAAGAAGGAAAAGAAACUGUUUUAGAAGACUGAAAAACACAAGAAAUUGCUGAGGAAAAAUAUAUAUAAUUAUACCAGCAAGUGAUAAUUCUUACAUCAGUUCCAUACAUUAUCUAUGUAUUUAAAUACAGCUAAAAUGUGCCUUAUACAGAUAUAGACAAAUUUCUAGACCAGAUUUUGCGUUUUUUUUUUUUGUUGUUGUUGUUCUUGUUUUGUUUUUUUUUUUAUUUUAUUUACAGUGUACAAGAAGUUUAAACAACCAGAGAAAUAAAUCAUUAUAUCACUAUUUCAUAAUGACUUUCUUAAAACAGACGCUUUAAUUUUUAAGUGUAGUUCGCUCUACUCUCUAAAUCUGUAGCUACACACAUCAGCCGAUCUAUUUAAGAGAACAAUUUUUGCAAGUCAGAUGAAUUAGUAAGUAAUGAAGUACAUGGAGAGAGAUGGAAUCUAAAUAAAAUUUGGUGUAAAGCUGUUUCAUAACUCGCAUAAUACAUUAAUAUACAACUUAAAGAUAGAGAAAAUAAUAACUAGCAUGACAAAACUCAGCUGUUUUUUGAGCGAGCAAACACGACGUACAGCAUCAGAAAUUUUGUCAGUAGCUAACGAUCGUACAAAUAUAACGUUACGUUAGUAUAACGAUCCCUUUAGGAUUUCAGAUUUUCAAUUGGAUCUUGACAUUUUUCAAAAAGAUGCAGAUAUUUUUCAGAUAUUUGUUGAUUUCACACAUUCAAGUAGUCUUUUGCAACAGAAGCAAAAAAAUUCCCGAAUAUUUAGAAAAAAAAAACUGCAACAAUCACAAAAAACUCCUAAAAAUCCAGAAAAAAAUGGAAAAUCCGUUAGCUUUCACUGUUGAAACUGUCAAGUCAAUUUGCUUUCCAGGUAAAAGAAAUCAUUCUUUCUUCAAAAGAGUUCUUCUUAAGUGCUGAUGAUUUCUGAUUUGUUCAUCCCUGCUUCUGAUUUUUUGACAAAAUUAUUGCAUUUCAAAAUAUUAUACAUUUCUAUUUAUAUUUUAUUAAACAUCCCAACUGGCUAAAACGAAGCCUUUUUUCAGUUUCGCAAACCCUUUUUCGUCUUUGACCCAUAUAUAAACAUAAACAUUGAUAUUUUUAUUAUCAGCCUAAACAAAGCAGAGACUUUGUUCACGUGAAGGUUUCCGUUAAUGCUAAGUGACCUUUUUUCUUGUGUCUUUUGAUGGAGCAACGUAGCUCGAUGGGACGUUAUUAUCAUCGUCACGUGAUGCCGUUAUUGUCUCUCAGGAUGUUUAUAAUUACCAAACCGAAAAAAAAAACAUUCCGUACUCAUCCUGGUCUUUUCAUCCGCUCGUCUUUUUAAUACUGAACUGAUAAUUGUUAUGUUCUUCUGACAGGUGGUUAAGUGUACUUUGUGUUCUGCCGCUGUUUCGUCUGCCGCGUGUGUAAUUCAGGUUGUCACUCACACACUUUGUCUGUAGUGCUGAGAUAAGAUUCGUUAACGUCGAUGAGCAGUCAGGUUUUCCAGCGCUCUGUGAAUCCUGACUACCUGAAUGCUGAAUGGGCCUUAACCAAAAUACGCCAUUGCUUCGUAGAUGCUGGACGUCAAAAGGGACGAACGUGUUUUUAGACGAUAAAUGGUUUGUGUCUGCUCGGUGUAAAACAUACAUACUGCCUCCAGGGUUUUGUCAUUUGUUAUGCGUACAUGAAUACAGUAGUGACCCUGCCGACUUUCCAUAAAGGCGCUUUUUCAUCUUGGUCGAUUCCUUCGCCUGCAAACAAGUCGGGAAAAAAACAAACAUAGGAGACGAAGCCUAGUGACAUUUACUCCCGCUGUGGCUAAUGGACUACUCGACCCCCGUCUGGAAUGUUCUUGCCCCUUGUGGACAGAGCUAAUAUGCACUUUGCUCGUUUUCUACACAACCUUUUCAUGUGUCAAAAACUGCAGCGGUGCAGAGAGAGGUCAUUACGCAUAACAACCCGUGGUUCCUUCAAUCCAUUUCCUGUUUGCUUUGUUUCCUGGUGUGCUAAAAGGGGACCAAGGCUCAAAGGCCGUAGGAGGUUUUGUCUGUUUUUGGUCUCUGUAUGAAAAAAACAUGUUAAUCUUUUAAAAAAAUGCAUUUUGGAAGUUUGCUUUUUUUUUUUAAAAAAAUAUGAUUAACAUUAUUGUUGUCUAUCGCAGCUGUUUGUAUAGCAUUGUCUCCAUAAGUGCAGCCUGUAACUAAUUGGACAUGAUUCCUUAAUUUUUAUUUUUUUAUUUUCUGACACACUGGAUUUGUAAAAUAAUAAUGACUAUGAGAUAAAAGAGCAGACAGUCAGCUUUAAUUAAAGGGUAUUUAUAUCUCCAUUAGGUGUGAGUUGAGUAUUCAGUUGGCUUCUUUUCACAGCCAGUGUGGAGCUAAGUAACAAAAAACAGCCUCAGCGUCCAAGUAUUUACAGUCUGCCGUGUAUGUUAACGUCCCCUGUACAAUUUGUAUAUUAUAAAUAUGAUUUAUUUUGGUUUGCGUUUGAGUAAAUAUGACAUAAAUAUUCUAAAUAUGCUUAAUGUA
Messenger RNA from Tachysurus vachellii, 7300 nucleotides. RefSeq names its product raftlin-like. The record is from RefSeq and is a predicted model, not a curated record. Bases 621 to 2447 code for a protein of 608 amino acids. Lineage: Eukaryota; Metazoa; Chordata; Actinopteri; Siluriformes; Bagridae. The transcript is spliced from 11 exons.